Clonostachys rhizophaga is the source of this 1842-nucleotide messenger RNA. The record is from the annotation of a GenBank genome assembly. NCBI's taxonomy places the organism in Eukaryota, Fungi, Ascomycota, Sordariomycetes, Hypocreales, Bionectriaceae.
AUGGAACCAUCCACCGUCGAGGCCGACGCUGAACAGCACAGUUCAAACUCUGAACAUGGGCCUAGCGAAUUGGCUUCUGAUGAACCAGGGACACGGCAAGGUGCACCACGAUAUACUAUACCCGCACGGAAGCUUGCUGCCGUUGAGAUCCCCGCCGUUGUACAGGAUGUGGAUCGUGCAGUGAGGGCGUUUGGUCGAGUCGCCAAUCUGAACCAUGUCUUGGACCCAGACAACCACUCCAUCCCAUUAUUUAUGAACCCAGAUAGCCCGUUUUGCAAACCUUUAAUGUCCCACAAUGCCAAAUCUCACAAUGUUGUUCUCAAAGUCACCGUCCCCAAACGGACAGGACGAAAACGCAAGAGAGGCAGCGAGGGGCCUUGGCAAGGAGAUGUUGAUGUUGUAGACUCGGGCGAGCCUCCCUCUUCCCAUGGAAAUGUGUCCUCUCAGGCGCGUAUGGAUGACCCUAAGCUUCUGAAGAGAAAACUGCAGGAAAAUGUGGGCAACUAUGAGGUAGAAAUCGCGGGCAUAAUUGAGCAUUCACAUCGUUUUCGAGGUCUUGCAGACUUUUACUGGGACAUGUCAUCGAGGUCAGAUUUUGCUCGGAGAUAUAUCGAUCAAGUUCUUCCCGGUGAUGUGGAAAAGAUGAAGGAGUUCAAAUUCAAGCCCGGUGUUGAUCAAGGUCCGAAUGUUGACGUUAUUCCACCACCUGUCUUCACUCAUAUGAGCAUGCCAUUCAACUACUUCUAUUCUCAAAACCCAUACGUCCGGACCACAGAGGAUGGCAAUGCAUUCAAUGCAUAUGCAGCUCAACAGAUUGGAUAUUUCAUAGCAGCUGAAGAUCCGACGCCCCAAGGUCCGCAGGUUCCGCCAGACAUGACAGAUCCUCGGACUGUUGAAGUGAUUGCAGAAUUAGAGGUCGCUUUCGAAGAAAGACCGCUGUGGACUCGCAGAGCUUUGAUGAAUCGGCUGGGAGGGAAACUACGGAACUGGAACGAGCUGAAGAAGUAUCUCAACUAUGUGGCAUACCAGUUCAAGGGCGGCCCAUGGAGAGACGGGGUUGUUCCGUACGGACUAGAUCCUCGAACUGACCCAAAGUAUCGGAUAUAUCAGACUCUUAUGUUCAAGCUUUUGUCUAAACACAGAAGCACACGGCACUUUCAGUCCUGGCAUAGCCUACGUGCCAAUCAAGCCGGAGAUCUGGAUACAUCCCAGACUCAUCUUUUUGACGGGGAGACUUACCAUACAGACGGAAAGGUCUGGCAAGUUUGUGACAUUACAGACCCUCUACUCCGCAAACUUCUGGAUAACGCAGCCGUGCGUCCAACUCGGGACAGCAAUAGCGGGUGGUACCAUGGCGGGAUGUGGGCGAAAGUGAAGGCCAUAAUGAAGACCAAACUUGUGGCGAUCCAAUUUAAACGCCAUCUCACCGACAGAGACUUCGCCUUAACCCUUCGCGCUGGAGACGAGACGCCGGUUCGAUCUGGAGGGCCAUCCACAUAUGUCGUGCCGCUCCCAAACCUGUACUUGACAGACAAGGAGAUAACACAGCUUCGAGGUCGUCUUCCUUCCAAAAAGGCAAAACAUAAAGGGUAUAGCGUCAGGUUUCGUGAACCGGCUAAGGACGAGGAUCACACUGAGGAACCCUCUAUUGCAGAUGAAGACGUCGCUGCAGAGAAUGACAACGAUUGGUUGCAGGAGAUGGGAUCCGAUAAUGAAGAAGGCUCUGGCAGUGAGGAUGGAAGCGAGAGUGAGAACGAUUCGGUGGCAGAGGACUAUUCGGGAUUUCCUAUUCAACACGGCAUGGACGAGGAUGAAAUGACGGGUAGUGAUAAAGAUGAUUAA